AUGUCUGAAUCAACAAUAGAACAAGCAAAACGGGAAAUUAAUGAAUCCUUAAUCUUGAGCGCAUUUUGUAUGCGACGCAUCGGACUCUCGUUCGAAAAUCCUAAAAAUGCAUCGGCUUAUCUGCGUCAAAAGCUGAUGUUUGCAUUAUCUGUCUGUAGCAUUUGCUACCACGUAUUCAGUGAAAUCGCCUUCAUAGGUCUCACGUUGUCUAAUUCGCCACGAGUAGAGGAUGUCGUUCCACUUUUCCAUACUUUUGGAUACGGUGCUUUAAGUAUAGCGAAAGUAUUCGUGUUAUGGUAUAAAAAAGAUGUGUUUAAACAACUGCUUCAAGAACUAGCUGGAAUAUGGCCGGUACCUCCGCUGGAGGAAGAAGCGCAAACCAUUAAGAAUAAGAGUAUCGACGCGCUGCGUAUUACACAUCGCUGGUAUUUCUUUAUGAACUUGUCUGGUGUUUGGUUCUACAAUUUGACUCCAAUUGGUCUGUAUCUGUUCAAAUUAUUAAUGGGUACAAAUGCAAAGAUUGGAUACGUCUGGGUAUCAUGGUAUCCGUUUGAUAAACAUCAACCCGUUGCCCAUGUUGCGGUUUAUCUAUUUGAGAUAUUCGCUGGUCAAACCUGUGUUUGGAUAAUGGUCGGCACUGACCUCUUGUUCUCCGCAAUGGCUAGUCAUAUAAGUCUAUUGUUACGACUGCUUCAACGACGACUUGAAGCUAUUGGCAAUACCGAAGGGUUCACCGGAGAUCACUACGAAGACAUAUUGGCGAACAUCAAACUGCAUCAGCGGCUUGUGACAUACUGCAACGAUUUAGAAAACGCUUUCUCCUUGUCAAACUUUGUGAACAUAAUGAUGAGCUCUGUUAACAUCUGCUGCGUAAUGUUUGUUAUUGUGUUACUGGAACCGUUACUGGCUGUGAGCAAUAAACUAUUUUUGGGUUCGGCACUAAUUCAAAUCGGAAUGCUGUGUUGGUACGCUGAUGACAUUUUUCAUGCGAAUGCAGAUGUGGCGGCCGCGUCGUACAAUAGUGGCUGGUACCGUACUAAUCCCCGGUGCCGACGUGCCCUGCUUUUCCUUAUUAAGAGAGCACAAAAGCCUAUAGCGUUUACGGCAAUGGGUUUCACGAAUAUCACACUUGUCACUUAUUCGGCUAUACUGACGAGAUCCUAUUCGUACUUCGCAUUGCUGUACACAAUGUAUAGUGAAAAUUAA
Arctia plantaginis is the source of this 1206-nucleotide messenger RNA. NCBI's taxonomy places the organism in Eukaryota, Metazoa, Arthropoda, Insecta, Lepidoptera, Erebidae. The record is from the annotation of a GenBank genome assembly.